GGACCAGGCUAUUUCUGUUCCACGUGUAUGAGGGCUCUAGCUAGGGCUCUAGACGGUUUGCAGUUAUAAGAUUCUUCCCUAAGGAUGUUAUCGUGGCUAGCGGGUCACGAAAAACACGUGACGUUUUUAAACCUUGCUGUGUCCUAACCGAAACUACACCUACAACAAACAACCUUGUCGUGAAUGUAUGGUGUCAUUUGUCCUGGGAGUAGGAGGGUCGGAAGGAGGGGCUCUAGUCGAGCUGAUAGACAGUUAUGAUAGAUUUUGCUGUCCUGGCACGUGAAAAACCCAACCACGUUUGUCUUUUUGCACUUCUGACAGAAGUGGACAUACCAACACUGGCUCAGUUUAAGUGGAUUCUUUCCUCCACCUAGGAAACUCUGUAUCCGGAACGUCUGGUGUUAGGCUCUCAUCCCUGCCACCGACAGCGGCCAAAACGACGGCUUCUGUGGUACCUACUCACGACGGGUGUGGAUUGUGUGCAAGUGCGGUCCGCUCGUCAGCUGACGGCUGCUCUAUGAACAACCGAGACCAGUUAGAUAGUGGAGAGAUUCGACGGACGUCUCUCGUCAUGGAUGUGCCUUAGACAAGCUUGGUUUUCGACAUCUUUACAACUGCCACCAGAUGGAGCUUGUCCAGUCUUGUAUUGUGUUCGACGUAGCGUCUUUGAUACUGUAUGGAACACAAGCAAUUCCAAUUCGACUCAAAAUCCUGCUAGACCGGUUAUUCAGUGUUUUACAGCAUGAUGAAGUACUAAACGUGCUUCAAGGCUUUGGUUGGACUUACGAAGACUACGUUCGAGGCUACAUACUUCAGGAUGCUUCUGGUAAUGUCCUGGAAAAGUGGACACUUUCCACUCGAGAGGAGGAGCCUCUAAUUCUACAGCAAUUCCUUCGGUUUGGAGAAACUAAGGCCAUUGCCCACCGCCUUCUUCUGCAAGUGGAUAAUGAUAAGCCUGACCAAGUAGUAAAUCUUCCUAAAACGGAUUCAGACAUUCGUAAAUUCAUUGAGCGGACCAAUAUGGUGGCUGGAGCAGCUGUCUUGAAACAAGAGAGCUCGUUCACGAGCUCUUCUGCUGUGUCCACCUCGUUUCCCGUCGUUCGAACAUCUCGUGGUCGGCAGCUAUCGAGCGUGAGUUCCACUCAUUCUCUGUCUCCAUCUACAGGGUCUCCUAUCAACUGCACAAGUCCUUUAUCAAUCUCCCCUUUGAACAAACUCCAAAGUAUGCAGCCUUAUGAUUAUCGGAGAGAAAAAAUUAGUCCAGAACUUCGUGGUGGUAAUGAGAUUCCAGGUUUAUCCCGUACAACUCCUCUAUCUUCUCCAACUACUUCUGUUCCUUCUGCCAGUACGGCUCUUACUAAUCACACUACCACUGCUACCAUUAACUCUGAUCUCAGUGCGACUGACGGUGGCUCUGAGGAUGACAGCAAAACUGCAAUCAACCUUAGUCAGAAAGGAACUUAUCAUUUUGAUUCAAUUUAUAUGGCUAAGAAAUACAAACACUUACGAAAGUCUGCAAAUCCUAUGAAGAGGCGAUGGAACCCAUUAGUUUUAAGUAACCUGAACACUAAUCCAGCCACGGGCAAGAAACGUGUCCAGUGUCAUGUAUGCUUGAAAACUUUCUGUGACAAAGGUGCUCUUAAAAUACAUUUUAGUGCUGUUCAUCUGAGAGAAAUGCAUAAAUGCACUGUAGAAGGGUGUAGUAUGAUGUUUAGUUCGAGGCGGAGCCGUAACCGACAUAGUGCAAACCCUAACCCUAAGCUUCACACUCCGACUUUUAGAAGAAAGUUUAAUCCCCAUGAUGGGCGAUCGGCCAAUCCUUACCCUAACUAUUCUUCAAGUGCCUUCAUUAGUUUGAAUAACAGUGUGUUGUCUACCUCCAAUACACAAGACACGGACGGUGAUGCUACGAGAUUACAGGAUUCUUCACAAAUACCGUCUUGUGCUACCAUUUCAAACGAAAUCUUGGUGUCAUCACAGUCUCAGAUCUCACUCUCUAAACCAGGCGAAGAGACAGGAGUUCUACCUCUUAAUAAAAAACACCGCCCAGAAGAGAAUGAAAAAAAUUCAGGACACAACAACGAAGGUAUAAAUCUGUCCAUGAAAGAAAAUUCCCCAUUUGUGAAUACAGGUGUUCAUAAAAGAAAAAGUCUCAAACCUACCAGGUGUGCUGUUACAAGUGAUGACGAGAUGCAGUACGUAUCAACAGAAGAGACUUCUAGCGAAACUUUUAUGGACCAAGGUGAUGAGAACGAGGAUAAUGACCUUCUUGAGUCUAAAUCAGAAGAUGGUUAUUCAGAUACACAUGAUGACUUUAAAGAUGAAGAGUUUUACAAAGAUAAAAUAAUGAAAAAAGACACAACACAAGACAACUUUAUGCAAGAAUUAGCACCCUCCUUACCAAUAAAAACUACACCAAAAGAUAAUAUACAAGAUAUAGCUGUUACUACUGUGGAAGAACCAAAGCAUUCUGAGUUAAACAGAAUGUACAGUGAAAUAAGUGAAAAUCCCCUUCGCCACCUAGAAAGCUUGUCUAUGAGUCCUUUUACCAAUAUAGUAACAACUUCAACACGUAGUCUGGCUAGCAAAUCUUUAUCAACGUCUGGAGGAAUAUCAUUUCAUGCACCUGGUUUGGGUCUAGCAGCACCUAUGGUGCCAGAGAAAAUUUUUAAUCAAAACAACACAACCCUUCAGAUUCCUUCAGCUUCCUCUAUAAACACUACUCUAGGCUCUCAAGGACAAACUUUUAUUGAUCAAGAUUCAAACCCUGACAGUGAACAACACUUUCCGCUUUUAACAGGAUACCGAGAUUCAGGGAGUUUGGACAUCCCUGUUGAUAAAGAAAACCCAAGGCGGUGCAUUGCUUGUGGCAAGAUAUUCCAGAAUCAUUUUGGUGUGAAGACACAUUAUCAAAAUGUCCAUCUUAAACUUAUGCAUAAAUGUACAGUGGAAGGCUGCAACGCUGCCUUCCCAUCCAAACGAAGUCGAGAUAGACAUAGUGCUAACUUAAACCUUCAUAGAAAGCUUCUCUCAACUAGCUCAGAUAAAGUCUCUCCAUUCUUGGAAAAAAAUAGCAUCUAUCCUUACCAUGCAAGUGUGCUGAGAGAUGACUUCUUCUCUCGAAUGUACGAUCCCCAGGCUCUGCCUUUGAAUUUUGCAGAUCUCUAUCCUGGUAGGAUUCCAACAUGUGGGCCAGAAAGUUUAAUAACUAAUCCGGCAUUUGCGGUAGGUUCUCUGAGUCACGUAUUACCUUUUCAUCCAGCAUUCAUGCCUCCUACUAACUCCACUGCCCUCUCUGAAGGGAUCACUGGGAUAUUAGGCAUCAACGGUCGAAAUACAUCACCUAGUCCUCUAGUGACAUCACCAGAUCGUCAAACAAAACCUAAAUCACCAAAAUCAAACCAUCAACGUAACUCUUCGUCUGUUACUCUAGAUGAGGAACUUCUUCCUGAUGCAGAAGGGCAAUACAUUUGUGAAUUUUGUCAGAGAAAAUUCCAAGACAGUAUUUCAAUAAAAGAACAUUAUGAGAAUAAUCAUGUGGAGAAACUUCUUUUGUGUACAGUAGACAACUGUGGCAAAGCGUUCCUCACAAAGAAAGCACGAAAUUGUCACACUCACGAAGACAGUGUUCUUAAUGUAGUUCGGACGAUCUCCACGAUACCAGUUUCUUAAUGUCGAUGAUAUAUUAUACCUUGUGCCAAUUUGAUGUCAAAGUAAGUGAAGAAAAGGUUUAAAGUAAAUGUGAAGAAAAAACAACGGCGUGAUCUUUGUUUAUAAAAAGCAAUUGUGUAUUUAAACGUAAUUGAUAAAAAUUACCUGUAUAGAAACUGCUGAAAUAUGAAAUCUGUUCUUGUCAGGAUUUUCUUGCUCAUAUAUGCUGCCUGAAACGAAUUUUUUCUCAAUACCAUUAGCCAUGCAAGCAAUUAUACCAUCGAAGAUUUGAAAUGUACUAUUGAUCAUGUUUUGUAUGUUAAGUCUUUUUAGCGCUUUAAGUGGUACUGUAAAUAACAAAAACAAAGCUUAUAGUCGUUCUGUAAAUUGUAUAGCUCACUUCUUUCAUCGGAAACCAUGGCUAAAAAAUAUUAAAAUCUCAGCAAAAAUUUAAUAUAUCAACUUCAUUGUGAUCACGUUUUUCUUUUUGCUACUUUAUAUUGUGUAUGUGAUCAACACAAUUUCAAGGUAAUAAAGCAAAAGCAACACUGAUAGUUAAAUUCAAAAAGAUCAUUCUUCAUUUUCUUUGUGCUAUAGUUUUUCUUUAUAAGUAAGCGAGGCUUAUGUUAAAAAACAGAAGUUUUUAUUUGUUCUCAAGUUUAUUCAUUGGCAUCGAAGAUUGCUCGCAAUUUUCAGCUAAUAUUAUUGAACACACUCUGUAGCUGUCACUAUACGGGUAUACUGAACAUGUAAUAAUACUAGCCAGCUGAUAUGAGUUUACUAAACCUAUAUCUAUAUUUGAUUCAGAUAAAACCAUGUGGCAAUGCUUCUACAGAAAAGGUUGGUGCAAACUUUGUGUAAUGUACGUGAAGUCAAAUAUGUAAAUGUUUUCUUUUAAAUAAAAAGUUCUAAGAAAAUUAAAAUCCCAUUAUAACCUG
Limulus polyphemus (Atlantic horseshoe crab) is the source of this 4589-nucleotide messenger RNA. Its product is annotated as zinc finger protein basonuclin-2-like. The coding region runs from base 625 to 3672 and encodes 1015 amino acids. The record is from RefSeq and is a predicted model, not a curated record. The transcript has 3 exons. Lineage: Eukaryota; Metazoa; Arthropoda; Merostomata; Xiphosura; Limulidae. Gene Ontology annotation, biological process: regulation of DNA-templated transcription. Gene Ontology annotation, cellular component: nucleus.